AUGCCAGUGCUCUGCCUUGCGAUGUCGGACGCAAACUCUUCUCCGCCUGGACACGUUCAUACGCCGAAGCGGACUAAACCUCAUCGCCUGCCCAUUCUGCACAUGUUCAGACACCGGAAAAGUCAUUCGCGCUCCGAUGAGCGUGGACCGGUACAACUAUCGACUUCACCAGAGUCUCCCAAAUCAACUCAUGCACGACUGCCCUCGAAUGCGGGAUUACGCAAUGGCAUGUCUACAACAGUCCUUGUAGAUGAGUAUUCAAACUUAUCCUCUAAGCGUGGAUCGCAGUCCACGAUUCACAGAUUGAUAUCACCAGGACUGCCUCCUCCGUCUCCUGCACGAUUACCCUCCAUCGUGGGGGUGUACAAAGACGUGCCAGCGUCCGUGAUUGCGGAUGCAUACUCAAGUUUGCACGACUGCAUUGACUCGCAUGUACUGCGGUUCUAUCAACCGAAACCUAAGUACUCGGGCGCGACGCAGGCAGUCAUUGAGCAUGCUAGCACGGGGGCAAUGAUACCAUGGCCACAAAUCCGAAGCUUUUUAAGUAACCCAUCAACCACUCUGGCGACCUUGUCGCUCUGCAUCGCGUGGACUAUCUUGAGUCGGAGUCUUCUUCUAAAGCUGGGCGUCAGCAGUAGCUCUGGAUCUUCUUUCCUACCCCCAGAGAUUGUAGAGUGCUUCCAAAGCUUCUCCUUGGGCAAGGGGGCAAUGACUCUGGAGCCUGACGAAAUCGAUUCAGUCGACUUUGCUCUUCUAUCCCGUUGGAAACGGAUCUCUGCCACGUUGCUUCACUCGACCUAUGUGGAUAAUGCUUUUAGCAAUUUUGAUUCCCGGACUGUCAACAUUGAGCGCGCCCUUAAGGAUGUCGAUCCGUUGCUUUCGACGUACGCGGUGCCAGAUGACGCCGGUCGCGGCAAAGACGCUCGGGUUUCAGAGCUGAGGGAUGUGCUAAGAAAAGGCGCCAAGCUCGCCUUUACGUUGUUCAAUCAGUCUAGUUUUUGGAAAUUUGACUGGACAUCAGACCGCGCGGUCGAACACGGCAAAGAGGAAUCGCAACGCAAUUUAGGGCGGAUACCUAGUUUCGAAACCGGCAUGGCAUGUGUGUCUGUGCUGUUGACACCGAAAGAGGUUGUUAUUUGGCCGACCUUGCUGAGGGUCAUGGAUGGUGAAGGGAUCAGUAUUCAGGGGCAGGCCGAUGACGGGAGGAACACUUUUGGGGAGAAGCAAUAUCUGAGCGAUUUCGUGGAGAAUCGAGGAAAGCAGUGA
This is a messenger RNA of Periconia digitata, 1266 nucleotides long. The record is from the annotation of a GenBank genome assembly. Lineage: Eukaryota; Fungi; Ascomycota; Dothideomycetes; Pleosporales; Periconiaceae.